UUAGAAUUAGAAGAAGAUUCAAACUUUCAUAUUUAAGUUGAGUGCUUAUCUAUACUUCUGUGUGGAUCUCAAAAACUAGGCAUGAAUAUCAUCCACCUGCUUUGUGCCCUAUGUGUCAUGAAACCAAAUAGCAGAAAACACCACCUGUACGCACCCAACAUAGCCAAAAAUGCACACUAUCAUCCAAGUCUCACAUGGCUUUGCGCCCAUGAAUAGAUACACCAGGAAAGCUCCAUUUACCCGAGUGUCUCUAACCCUGUAAAUGUGUAUACUUAUAUAUAUACUAAUAACCCACAUCCAUUGCCUUGUAUUGAGCUCUAAACCAAACCCAUUUCAGUGACCCAAGUUCUAACAUUUCCCCAUUCUUAACAAAGGCACUGCACCAUGAUCAAGAUGGCAAGGAAGUGGCAGAAGCUAACUUCAAUGAGGAAACAGAUUUCACUGCAGAGAAGAAAUGGAGAUAUUGCAUAUACUGACAGCAGCAGCAGUAGUACUACUUCAUCAAGAGCUGAGAAGGGCCAUUUUGUUGUCUACACAAUAGACCAGACCCGGUUUGUGUUUCCCAUAGUGUAUCUCAGCAACCACAUCUUCAGAGAGCUCUUCAAGAUGUCUGAGGAAGAGUUUGGAUUGCCCAGAGAUGGACCCAUCAUGCUGCCAUGCGAUGCGGUCUUUAUGAACUAUGUAGUGUUCUUGAUAAAGCGGCGUGUGACUAAAGACAUGGAGAAAGCUCUGCUCAUGUCCAUGGCUACUAGUCAAUGCUCACGGUGUCAUUCUCUUUGUCAAGAAGAAAGCAGUCAGCAUGUGCUUCUCCGUGGCUUCUGAAUGAAUUAAACCUCACAAGUUUUUGUAUAUAAUCUACUAAUUUGAUGCUACAAAAAAUUUGAUUUCUUUCUUCAUUCUUGAAUGUAUCAGCUGAAGGAAAAAGAUUUGACUAUAUGUGUGAAAUUAUUCUCAUGUUGUAUGCAUCUAGGAUUCGUCAG
Molecule: messenger RNA, 980 nt
Organism: Vitis riparia (riverbank grape)
Lineage: Eukaryota; Viridiplantae; Streptophyta; Magnoliopsida; Vitales; Vitaceae
Product: auxin-responsive protein SAUR64-like
Exons: 1
Coding region: 385-822 (145 amino acids)
Biological process (GO): response to auxin
Source: RefSeq, a predicted model, not a curated record